AUGGUGGACUACUAUGAAGUUCUAGGAGUGCAGAGAUAUGCGUCACUGGAGGACAUUAAAAGAGCUUACCGUAAAGUGGCACUUAAAUGGCAUCCUGAUAAAAAUCCAGAAAAUAAAGAAGAAGCAGAGCGAAAAUUCAAAGAAGUCGCCGAGGCAUAUGAAGUAUUAUCAAAUGGUGAAAAACGGAACAUUUAUGACAAAUACGGCAAAGAAGGAUUAAAUGGCAGAGGUGGAAGUCAUCUUGAUGAUGAUGAAUAUGAGUAUGGCUUCAUAUUCCGUAAGGCAGAUGACGUCUUCAAGGAAAUUUUUGGUGAAAGGGACCCAUUUUCAUUUCACUUCUUUGAAGACUCACUUGAGGACCUUUUGAGCAGUUCGAGAAGCUCUAGUGGAAGCAGAAGCAGAGGCACCGGAUCCCUUUUCUCCUGUUCGUAUGACCACCCAGUGUUUGCCAAGCUUUCUUCUUAUGACACAGGAUAUACGUCUUAUGUUUCACUGGGGCACGAGGGCCUUACUUCAUUCUCUUCCCUGGCAUCUGAUGACACUGGGAUGGGCAAUUACACACCCAUCACACCUUCAGGCAGAAUUGUUAAUGGAAGGAACAUCAGUACAAAGAAAACCUUUGAGAACUAUCAAGAAAGAGAAGCUGAAGAUGAUGGUGAGUUGAAAUCCUUUCUUCUAAAUAGUGUGGCAGAUGAAGAGGGCUUUUCAGAAAAACGACACUGGAGAAGACAGUCGCUCAACAACUAUUCACCAAAUUCCUACAGCCCCCCAAACAUAUCUCAAUAUACCAUUGUGGACAACAAUGAACAAGGUACACCUUGGGUCACCAGCAAGAAGGAGCCUUCCAUUUUCUCAGCAGGAUUCAAAGAAGGUGGUAGGAGAAAAAAGAAGAAACACAAAGAGGGGCAGAAGAAGAAGUCAAACAAAAAGAAUCACUAA
Molecule: messenger RNA, 939 nt
Organism: Chionomys nivalis (European snow vole)
Lineage: Eukaryota; Metazoa; Chordata; Mammalia; Rodentia; Cricetidae
Gene: Dnajb7
Product: DnaJ heat shock protein family (Hsp40) member B7
Exons: 1
Coding region: 1-939 (312 amino acids)
Biological process (GO): protein refolding; positive regulation of proteasomal ubiquitin-dependent protein catabolic process
Cellular component (GO): endoplasmic reticulum membrane; cytosol
Molecular function (GO): ATPase activator activity; Hsp70 protein binding
Source: RefSeq, a predicted model, not a curated record